AUGUUGGAUAUUGUGCUUCUUGACGAUCGCGUUUCCAUCAAAGCACUCUUGAAUGGCGGCGUCGAUACUUUUACAGAGUCUUUCAAUUUACCUCCAUCGGAUGACAGGCUGCGGAGCUUAGAAGUUCACCAGCGGAAGGACGAGCAAGAAGAGCAAAGCGCAUCGGCCCUCAACUCGCCUUCCGAGAAAGAUGCAAACGCUAUCGAUUAUCUAAGCGUGUUCGAAUCUCCUAUUGGUCUGGACGAUCAAUAUCUCGAUUUCUGGACCGGUCCGUUUGGUUUGAUACCCUCUCCUUCGUAUUCUUCCAGUGACACCCAAAUCGACCUCUACAAUCCUUCGAUUUUCAAUAUCGACGGGCAGACGGAUAGGACAUCACUUGACCCGAGUCCGGGGCAGCCAGAGCAAGCAAAUCAUGCCUCCUCUUUGAAUCUGGCAAUUUACAAUAAGCUUUGGUGCCUCGCUCUCGAACCACGAAGUCGACAAGAGCUCACAACAUACGCAAACUUUCUCCUAACGACCGAGAAGAUCACGAAAUUCACCAACCUUUAUUUUCGGAAUUGGCAUUUGAAUUGCCCUAUGCUUCACCGACCUUCAUUCGACCCUGCUGAAGUCCCUCUGAGCCUUUUGGUAUCCGUUGUUUUUAUUGGUGCACUGUAUUCGAAAAAUCGGUCGGAACGUUUCGCCGCACAAAAGCUCAUCGACGUGGCUGAAUUGGUCGUCUUUGAUUCCGAGAUAUUCUCUCUCGAGAUGGAGGCAAGCCAUGUUCUCCAACACGAGUCUGUUAGUUAUGCAGGACCUGGUGGUCAUGAUUGGACUCCUUUUCAAGAAUUGCAGGCUGGUUUCCUGAUGGUCAUUGCCCAAUAUUGGGCGGGAGCACGAAUUGCCAAGGGGCGUGCUAUGGAAUCAAGAUUCAGCGAUGUGAUCAAGGUUGUUCGCAAAUUACGCUUACAUCAGGCUCGCCAUACACCCUCUGAUCGAAUUUCCGAGACUGCUUGGUUGCAGAAGGAAUCGCGAAUUCGAACAAUGUCUGUUAUCGCUCUUCUUGAUUGUGCAAUGCGAAUAUAUACGAACCAUCCAUGUCGAUUGAUCCUAGUCGAGCUCGGCAGUGAUCUUCCGUGCAAGGAAUCGAUCUUCAGCUCAGAACAUCCCUUCAUGGAAGACGGUAACAUCUUUGCGCCCAGGCUCACCAUCUCCAAAGCGUUUGCUUUGCUUUUCCAGGGGAAGGUGAAGAGAUCGCUUUCCAUCGUCAAGAAAUCAAGCGAAGAACCAGAAUCUGAGGAGAGCCCUCCGUCUGCCAGUCUGGGUGAUCUCACAAAAUUUGACUUGUUUAUUUUGAUACAUUUCCUGUAUACAUAUAUUCUCGGCUACGUCAUGACCCUCUCAUUCAAUCUGCCGACCACCUCAUUCGCCCCGGACGGUGGACGAUUGGCCCGAGGUGCGAUGACCGCUGAUACCAGGGAAGCUCUAGCGCAAUGGCGCAUCUCCUGGGACCGUGCUUGUGCACAGACUACUGGCCAACCCCCAAGGUUGGCUGGUAUGUUUCGAAAUGCAUUUUAUUUCUGGCUAGUCGCAAGAUCGAUUAUCAACAAGGAAGAAUCUAUUGAUGUUAUCACGAACAUGGAAGUCAAUUGCGAUGAUGCUUUAACGAAACUCAAGGUUCUCUUUCAGAACGACGUUGACUGA
Molecule: messenger RNA, 1683 nt
Organism: Exophiala bonariae
Lineage: Eukaryota; Fungi; Ascomycota; Eurotiomycetes; Chaetothyriales; Herpotrichiellaceae
Exons: 5
Coding region: 1-1683 (560 amino acids)
Biological process (GO): regulation of transcription by RNA polymerase II; DNA-templated transcription
Cellular component (GO): chromatin
Molecular function (GO): DNA-binding transcription factor activity, RNA polymerase II-specific; zinc ion binding; RNA polymerase II cis-regulatory region sequence-specific DNA binding
Source: RefSeq, a predicted model, not a curated record